Molecule: messenger RNA, 1791 nt
Organism: Alternaria atra
Lineage: Eukaryota; Fungi; Ascomycota; Dothideomycetes; Pleosporales; Pleosporaceae
Exons: 3
Coding region: 1-1791 (596 amino acids)
Source: RefSeq, a predicted model, not a curated record
AUGCCUUACACAUUCACGUCGGAGGUCUACGAGGUCAAGACCACCCCAGCCACCAUCUCCGCGGCGCACAUGUCGCCUUCCUGGUAUGCCGUCUGGCAGAUCGCCAUCAACAACCCGGACGAGGCCGCCGCCCUGACUGAAGCCAGAGGCAUAAUUAAGGAGAAGCUCCGCUGUGAUCGGGCAUCUGGAGAUAUGGAUCACGCAAUGACGGACGAUAUGACAGCUCCUCAACACAGUCGAACGAACGAACCAGAUGAGACAAAAAAUCUGGAAUUACCACCACGUUUUAUUAACGCCGAGCGCCGAGCCGAAGAAGAACAGAGGACCGCAGAAUCCGACAAGAUUGUAGUUUCUCUUGCGAUAGAGGAGCUCUGGUUCGAACCAGUUGACAUCAAGUCACGCAACGAAAGCUUCCUAGCGAAUGACGAGAAAGCGUUCGAAGGCACCAUCAUCGCCCGCAGAAAAUGGGGACAAGUGAAGCAAAAUUGGGAAUACCUACUCUCUCGAUCCAACGGAUUGUUGCUUUGGUACAGUAACGUGAAGCAUGUGUCACAAACAUCAAAGGGUGAGUGGGCAAAGGUGGUUAAACUAAAAACCAAGCUCGAUCUGUUCAAAGUCCGCGACGAAGCCACUAUGGAAAACAUUGUUCUCAUCGAGUUCCAAAUCGGCGAUCCGAAUGUGGACCCUCUAUACCCCGACACAGCCGUAUGGGAAAACUUGACCAACAACGUUGCAAAAGGUACAUCGACCAUUGAUUCAUCCAAGAACGAGAUCAAGGGAAGGAAAGGCCUGCGGAGUAGUACAAAGGAGAAAGGUCCUAAGAGCUCACCCAACGAUCGCGAGGAGUCCGCUCAUCCAGUGAGUGUGGUUCCAGGAGCGGCAUCGACCCCCUCCGUUAGUAUUAACAGCGAUUCAAAUGCGAUAUCCCAAAUGCAAAUGCUUGAGGCUAUCCUGGAACGAGCGCAACGACGCUACCACUGGUUCCCAUGGAGAGAGGACGAAUACAACUUCUGGGAUGACGACCAGUACAAGAAAGCUAAAGCACUUGGCCUUGAAACGUCAUUCGAAGUGUUCAAAACUACGCAUGACUACUACCUUGAAUCACUGAACUGGUCUGCAGAACGGGGAAGAAAUCUUAGUGACAUCAGGCUGCGCUUUGAGCCCCAGCAGACGAAAGACCAUUUAUCAGGUGGAUAUGAUGAGCGGCCUAAGAUAGAUCCAACGAUGAUCAUCGCAAAUAUCCAGUACCUGGAGAAAAGAAGUGCGGAAGACUUGCUAGCUCUAGGUCCAACAUUACGGAAUGGCUUCGUCUCAACACUUAUAAACGAGGUGCCUCAUACGCUACACGAGCACAAUUGGGUUUUACUUCUUAUACUCACUCUCGAAACGGAGGAAGCCCUUGAAAAGGAGCUCAACAAGUGCAGUAUCAAGGUUGAGAAAGGAUGGUACGAGCGCUCCUAUUGGAAACUUCUCCUUCAGCUUAAGAGGUCGCUGAACGAGGAGACCUUCCCGGGAUUGACGGCUAGUGGUAUUCAUAAGGCGUGGGAAGGUCUGAAGCGUAAGAUCCAUGAGAAAGACUUAGAUCUAGACACUGGGGGUAAGAAAGCGCGGCCCAAAGACGGUGCCAACCAGAGGCCUAAGAAAGACGAGUCUGACACAAAGAUGAAAUCAGAAACGGAGGCCCUAAAACCCUCCUUUUCGGACGUGGAUAUCGAUAUUCCAUCACCAUCACAAGGUGUCAUCGAUUCGAACGACGAAAAGAACAGGAUAAGUGGAGAUGGAGUAGAAUAG